This is a messenger RNA of Alternaria incomplexa, 1485 nucleotides long. RefSeq lists its product as uncharacterized. The coding region runs from base 1 to 1485 and encodes 494 amino acids. Gene Ontology annotation, cellular component: cytoplasm. The transcript has a single exon. The record is from RefSeq and is a predicted model, not a curated record. Lineage: Eukaryota; Fungi; Ascomycota; Dothideomycetes; Pleosporales; Pleosporaceae. Gene Ontology annotation, biological process: tryptophanyl-tRNA aminoacylation. Gene Ontology annotation, molecular function: ATP binding; tryptophan-tRNA ligase activity.
AUGACCGAGCCCGAGCCACCCGCCAUCGCCGCCCUCUCACUCUCCGACACAGCGACACAAUCCGUCUCGAAAGCGACGGAGCAAGAGAUCAACCCCUGGGAUGUACAGGCCGGCGUAGACGAAGAGGGAAAUGUCAAGCAAUUUGACUACGUCGCCAUCUCGCAAAAGUGGGCCACAAAACUUAUAGACCAACCGCUGCUGGAGCGAUUCGAGCGCGUCACAGGCCACAAGCCGCACCGCUGGUUACGGCGUGGCCUUUUCUUCUCCCACCGCGAUCUUGAGCUCAUCCUGGACACAUACGAGCGCGGCGACGACUUUCUACUCUACACCGGCCGCGGACCUAGCAGUGAUGCCAUGCACAUUGGUCACACUAUACCUUUCGAGUUCACAAAGUGGUUGCAGGAUGUCUUCGACGUUCCGCUGGUCAUCAUGUUGACGGAUGACGAAAAGUUCCUGUUCAAGGAGAAGCUCAAGCAGGAGGAAGUUUACGAAUUCUCGCGGCAGAACGCCAAGGAUGUCAUCUCCGUCGGCUUCGAUAUCAAGAAGACCUUUAUGUACAUCGACUCUGAGUUCUUCACAUCCGGCUUCAACCGACACUUCAGUCUCAACACCACUGAGUUCGAGAAGCUGGUUACCAACAACCAAGUGCGCGGCGCGUUUGGUUUCGAUGGCUCAACAAACAUCGGCAGCAAUGCAUUCGCAGCUAAGCAGUGCGUUGCCGCUUUUGCCUCAUCGUACCCCUUUAUCUGGGGUGAAGAUCACACGACCUACAAGCGCUCGAAGAAGCUUGCUUCCAUACCCUGUCUGAUUCCCUGCGCUAUUGAUCAAGAUCCCUACUUCCGUCUAGUUCGUGAGAACUGCCACCGAAUGGAUCUCCCCUCGCCCAAACCAGCCCUCAUACAUUCCAAGUUCCUCACUGCGUUGCAAGGCGCUGGUGGCAAAAUGAGCGCGUCCGAUGCCAACUCUGCCAUCUUUAUGAACGAUACACCAAAGCAAAUCAAGACCAAGAUCAACACCAAGGCCUUCUCUGGUGGCCAAGAAACACUAGAGCUCCAUCGCGAGAAGGGUGGAAACCCCGAUAUCGACGUACCGUACCAGUACAUCGGAUACUUCGAAGAUGAUGACGAGAAGCUCAAGAAGCUAGCUGAGGACUACCGCAAAGGCGAACUAUUGACCGGCGAGAUGAAGAAGGAAUGCGUAGACACCAUGACUGUAUACGUUAAGAAAUUCCAAGAAGCAAGAGCAAAGGUCACCGACGAGAUUCUCGACGAGUUCCUCCGCCCGCGGAAGCUAGAGUGGAAGGGUAAUCCGAACCCCACCAAGCCCAAACUCGAGCAACCGGCACAAGACACCGAGAGCGGGGGUCCUUCAUUGGACGCCGACGGAAAGCCGAUGACCAAAAAUGCCAUGAAGAAGGCGGCUAAGAUGGCUGAGGUCGAGCGCAAGAAGAAGGAGAAAGAAGCCGCUGCUGCCGCGAAGCAGUGA